CAUGACAAGCCUCAGGAAAAGUUGCUCAAUGUUAAUGUUUGACAAGUAGGAAGAAGGGCCUUGGCUGCCGUAUCUCUCAGUGUUAGACAACACAACCGCACUCUUUCAGUUCUCCUUCUGCUCGAGAGUUUGUUUGCUGCUUUGUGAAGGAAUUACAUAUUCAAAUCGGAGGGAGAAAGACAGAAAGACACCAUGGAGGUGCUGGUGCUGAUGGACUUCGAGGGCACCAUGGGAGACGAGAUCACAGUGAGGAUGGGGGAUGUGGUCAAAAACGUCACCAAGGCCAGCGAGGAGGGAUGGCUGGAGGGGGAGCUGAGAGGAAAGAGAGGCAUCUUCCCUGCUAACUUUACCAAGGAGGUGCCAGUCUAUUUGAUAGGUGACAGCAAGAGGGAACCACGAAGCCUUAGAAAAACCAAGAGGAUGAAACAGACGAGGAAAUGCGAGGUAGCGUUCGCCUACAACCCCUUGAAUGAAGAUGAGCUGCAGCUGGUUAUUGGGGAGACGAUAGAGAUCAUCAGAGAGAUUGAAGAUGGAUGGUGGAUGGGGGUGAGAAAUGGCAAAGUGGGAGCUUUUCCGUCAAAUUUUGUCAAAGAAAUUUUUGUUGCCCCUAAAGACAGCAAGUACAAUGAGGGCAAGGCAAGACCCAAGCUCGCUGACGCUGUGUUCACCAAGGAGAUAUCUCAAAGGACGAGUGUGAGGAACAAAGCAAAAAACGUGGUGGAGUGUUGCCAAGUCAUGUUUGACUACAAGGCCAAAACGGAGGACGAGUUGGAUCUGAAAAAAGGAGACCUUGUUAUGAUACUGAGCAAGGAAACAGAAGAUGAAGGCUGGUGGGAGGGAGAGCUAAACGGACGCUGUGGCUGCUUUCCUGAUAACUUUGUCAUGGUGAUACCACCAAUGGACGGUCUGCAAUCUGGGACCACGAGCCAACCGCCUGCACGCAACAUCAACACGAAUCUCCCAGUGACGACAGAGGCCUCAGCGAUGGACAAAAGUGGUCCAGCAAAGACAAAAGAUGAUAAACCAGAGGUUAAGGAUCUGAGAAGCAAUCCUCCAACCAAAAUCAAGCUGCCGCCCAUCAUUAGGCCCAGCCCGCCUCCAGUCAAAGACAAACCCAGCAAGGUUUUACCCAACAGAACCAAUGGUGACGUGGCUCCUGCCCCACCAAAACAAACAGAGGAGAAAGAGGCCGACCAGUUCGAUGGAGUGGACGUGCAGACUGACAAGCUGUGCCAUCCUACAGCGAACAGAGCCAAACCCCCACAGAGGAGACCACCAUCAGGCCUUGUUAUAGCAGCACAAGCCCAGGGUGCCACAGACCAGACAGAACCUGAAUUAUCACCAAAAAAGGUCCAGACAGAGAAAUUACCUGGCUUGCAAAAGGGUACAGAAAAUCUCCUGCCAUCGCCUGCAAGGCCUGAUCUUAGACCCAAGACGCCGCCUCCGGUUCGACCAACACCACCCAAAGUACUUGUGGAUGGCAGAACUGCAACCCACAAAGAAGUAACAACUUUGGAAAGCCUGCAGGCCGAAAUCAAAGAGCUGAGGAUGGCUCUGGAUCUGCUACAGACACGGCACGAUCGAGACAUGCAGGAAGUGAAAGAAGAACUGAGGGAGGAGAGAAACAAACGAGUGGUACUACAGGAGGAAGUACACAGUUUGAGGAAGAAGAAUUAAUCCCAACCCAGACUGUGACUGGGCUGUCUGUCUGUCUGACACUGUGCCAUGCAGGCUCGCGUACUGCAAAUUGAAACAAGAUGAACAUUUUCUCUGACAUCGAAUGAGGAUGGAGAAGACAAGCGAGCUCUCCAACUGCAGACACGAGCAGUGGCUAAAUUAGAAAGUUAAAGGAUCAAGCUAAUCCUGCACUGGACUGGACAAACUUAAUCCUUGAAAAAGACUUUUAAAUGACAUACUGUUAAAAGUUUUUACAUAUUUGAAUGCUGGAAAUUACAAAUGUCGGUUCUAAGUGGGUUACUCUUGGCUGGAAAUUCAUGUUUUACACUGUUCUCUUUCACCUUUAUUACUUUUACUAUUGGUUUUACUGUACUUUUAACAUUUACACAUUAAUGCCUCAGCAGAUGUGAUAAUAUAUGCAGCUGUACAUAGGAGGAAAUAUUGUGAUGUCUUUUGCAAAGACCUGGCUGAAAUUAUAAUAUCAAGUCAUCCAAAGGGUUUCGUUACUUGAAUGUUAAUACCUGACUGUCAAAAACAUGGGUUGCCAUGCAGGUGAUUUUUCUAUAGCAGAAUGUAAUGCUGCAUUAAUCCACUGGGGGGCACUGUAUGACUAUUCUACAUAAAGAGAAGUGUUCAACUUUUCAGGGAACGCAGGAUUGGUGGAAGUGACCAGGCUAUCGUGACCUGCACAUUAGAACACAAAAAAACAUAUUGCAUUCAAAAGAAUAAAUGUGUUAAGAUUUAACAAA
This is a messenger RNA of Sebastes umbrosus (honeycomb rockfish), 2426 nucleotides long. RefSeq names its product SH3 domain containing 21 (gene mnmip1). Gene Ontology annotation, molecular function: protein binding. The transcript has 17 exons. The coding region runs from base 193 to 1677 and encodes 494 amino acids. NCBI's taxonomy places the organism in Eukaryota, Metazoa, Chordata, Actinopteri, Perciformes, Sebastidae. The record is from RefSeq and is a predicted model, not a curated record.